AACGCCUGUUGCGCAUUCCCCAUUCUCCAUUCUCCAUUCUCGAGACAGAGUUUUUUUGGUUGGAAGGAGCAACAUUAUUCGUGGUCCUUGUCCAAUUGCAUGUAUUCACUCACUCUUGCUCUAUUCUAUCUAACUUGGAUGACAUGUCCAUUCCUGUACGCCUUAUCCGACUACGUAGAACUGGCAGAAUCACGACUAUCACCGUCCUCCUGGAUACAGGGCAUCUUCUUCGGCGUGGGUCAAUCUAAUUCACAUUGCCACAUCAACGUCACCCGUAAACAGCUCCAGCCUUGCCCCUCCAAGAAUACCCCUCAUCAGGCUUCGAAAACUUUUUUUUUAAUGCGCCAACCAUCCACAUUUUGAUGGCGGUGCAAGGAUCUAGAUAGACGGAGUCAACGAAACCCAGUCCACUGCGCUAAUGUAUGCAACCCGUGGAUAUGUCUCACCUACAUGGUUCUCCGUCAUGUCCAGGCAUAUUCACUCACACGACAAUUAUGGAAUUCUUAUGCAUAGCCGCCGCCCACUAAUUCAGGACAGCAUAGUCCGGGGGUCUCUUCGUUACCAAAAUUCUGCUUCGUUUGACAAUCAUAAACACUUGGCUAGCCAUAGGGGACUUCAUGCAGCCGUACAUCAAUGUUUAGCAGUAUAGUUCGGAAAUACUGAUCUCCAUUCUCUG
This is a messenger RNA of Truncatella angustata, 676 nucleotides long. RefSeq lists its product as uncharacterized. Bases 100 to 363 code for a protein of 87 amino acids. The transcript has a single exon. The record is from RefSeq and is a predicted model, not a curated record. NCBI's taxonomy places the organism in Eukaryota, Fungi, Ascomycota, Sordariomycetes, Amphisphaeriales, Sporocadaceae.